Anthonomus grandis grandis is the source of this 683-nucleotide messenger RNA. RefSeq names its product 40S ribosomal protein S15 (gene RpS15). The transcript is spliced from 3 exons. Gene Ontology annotation, molecular function: RNA binding; structural constituent of ribosome. Lineage: Eukaryota; Metazoa; Arthropoda; Insecta; Coleoptera; Curculionidae. Gene Ontology annotation, biological process: ribosomal small subunit assembly; translation. The record is from RefSeq and is a predicted model, not a curated record. Bases 157 to 603 code for a protein of 148 amino acids. Gene Ontology annotation, cellular component: cytosolic small ribosomal subunit; ribosome.
UUCAAAUGAACCGACGAGUGGAGCGAGAAUACCUUUUACAUGUCAAAUUUAAUGGCUGAUAGAUUUUGAUCCGCAGUCGGAUCUAAAAAUCGUCGAAUAUUCACAUCAUCUUCUGUGUUUUUCUUUUGAAAAAGUUAAAUCCUUAAACUAUAAACUAUGGCGGAUAAGGCUGAAGAACAAGUCAAGAAGAAGAGGACUUUCAAGAAGUUCACCUUUAGAGGAGUUGACUUGGAUCAGCUUCUGGACAUGCCACCUGAGCCACUGAUGGAGCUGAUGCACUGCCGGGCAAGAAGGCGUUUCAGCAGAGGACUGAAGCGUAAACCACUGGCUCUUGUUAAAAAGUUAAGGAAAGCCAAAAAAGAGGCUCCUCCACUAGAAAAACCAGAAAUUGUAAAAACCCACCUCCGUAACAUGAUCAUUGUACCAGAAAUGGUAGGAUCCAUUGUAGGAGUUUACAAUGGAAAAGCUUUCACCCAAGUUGAAAUUAAACCUGAAAUGAUUGGCCAUUAUUUGGGUGAAUUUUCCUUGACAUACAAACCUGUUAAGCAUGGUAGACCCGGUAUUGGUGCCACCCACAGCUCUAGGUUUAUUCCUCUUAAGUAAACACUUUAUUGUUAUGUUUUUUAUGUUCUAGACCUAAGGUAAUUUUUAACAUAUUGAAAUAAAGGGUUUGAGAGGACAAA